Molecule: messenger RNA, 195 nt
Organism: Anisakis simplex (herring worm)
Lineage: Eukaryota; Metazoa; Nematoda; Chromadorea; Rhabditida; Anisakidae
Source: the annotation of a GenBank genome assembly
UGGGAUGGAGUGACCGCAAUUUGGCGAUAUGAUGAACGCAUGGAAAAGAAUGUGAAUCCAGAAAGUUGGGAUGAGCAGCCAGGCGAUGAGGAGACAUCGGAUGAGUUCUAUCAACCGGUACUCCAAAAACGGUACAAUGUGAAGCGAAGAAAUGCUCGACGAAAUCUGAAGGAUGCAAAAUUACCGAAAUAUUAA